Messenger RNA from Entamoeba dispar SAW760, 759 nucleotides. RefSeq lists its product as uncharacterized. The transcript has a single exon. The record is from RefSeq and is a predicted model, not a curated record. Lineage: Eukaryota; Evosea; Mastigamoebida; Endamoebidae. Bases 1 to 759 code for a protein of 252 amino acids.
AUGACAACCGCACGAGAACAAUUAACUCAAUUACAAAACACAAUUUCUAAACUUCCUAAAGACAAUCAAAAUGUUUACCAAAAAAUAUUGGUUUUAUUAUCUGAUUUUAAUUCAAGACUUGAAAAAUUAGAAGGAUGUAAAUCGUUAGAAUCUAGUUCUGAAAGAGAAGAGAAAUCUGCACCUCGCAUUUCAAUUACUGCCUCUACUAAUUUUAUCUCUUAUUCUACAUCUGAAAUUCCUGAAAUUAAUUCUGACCUUUCUUUGUUAAGACAGUGGACAGGGAAACAAACUUUUAGAUUAUUAUUUGAUUCUAGCCGUGAUGGAUUGCUUCCAGCUGCAUUUAAUACUACAACAUCUUUAAUAACCAACAUGAUGGUCAUCGUUAUCUCAUCAGACAAUUAUAUAUUUGGUACUUUUAAUUCAUAUUCUGUUCCACCACCCCCAGUAUCUUCUGAUACAGCCUAUAUUGAAAAAGAUCCUAAUUACUUUGUCUUUUCAUUGAAAAACCCACAUGGAAUUGUUCCAACCCGAUUCUCACGUAAAAGACUUUCUACUACUUUAAGGAUUUGCCCAUCAGAUGGAGAUGUUGUUGUUGGUGCAUCUGAUUGUUUCAGUAUUAUUCCUAACAAUUCUUAUAUUAUCCCAACCUUUGGAUCAUAUUAUAUUGAUACAACAGGAAAAGGAGCUGAUAUUUUUGUUGGUAAUCAUUACCCAUCAAGGUUCAGUGUUAAAAAGGUGUACGCUAUUCAAUGGGUUUAG